CUUUUACUUUCCCACACGAGGUAACCAUAACUAACCUCACCAUAGAACUACUCUUCCUAUCAUUCCCUCAUUUUCAUUCUCUCACUCUUGACCCUUACACUGUACUUGGUUCUUCCCUCGUUUAGAUCGGACUUGAUAGAUCGAGAGAAUUCAGAAUAGAGAAGAUCGACAGAUAUUCAAUUUAAAUAUUAGAUAGAUAGUCGACUUAGAUCCUAGAUAGAUAGUCAACUUAGAUAUUAGAUAGAAUCAAAUAUAAAUGACCAUCAUGGUUCAAUCUGUCGAUACGACCGGAGAGAAAGAAAAGAUGGUCGUUUUGAAAGAAGCUGAGGAGAAAGAAUUGGUAGAUGGACAGCAAUUCGUCGUACCCAACUUUACUGUCAAACAAUUACUCGAUGCUAUUCCCGCCCAUUGCUUUCAUCGUUCAGCACUAAGGUCAUCUUUAUACAUCGUUCAGGAUUUCACCCUUCUAGCUGGUUUGGUUUAUGGAGCUUAUCAUAUCACUCCUACUUUGGAUAAACUUCACCUCUCUCCCGCCACAUACUGGACUGCCAAGAUUGCCCUCUACGCGAUAUACCAAGUCCUCGCCGGGCUCGUAGCUACAGGUGUAUGGGUCAUUGCUCACGAAUGCGGCCACCAGGGUUUCUCUUCCUCGAAACGUAUCAACAACUCGGUUGGUUGGGUCCUACAUUCAGCCUUGCUGGUACCAUACCAUUCCUGGCGUAUCUCUCAUGGUCGUCAUCAUGCGGGCACCAACCAUUUGACCAGAGACGAGGUGCACGUGCCGAAGACUCGUAAACAGCUCAAAGCUCCGGAGAUGAAAGAAGAGGCUGAGAUUUUGGGCAUCAACGUGUCCGCCAUGCGCCAGGCCGAACUCCGCGAGGCACUCGAGGAAUCUCCAUUGGCCUCUCUCUGGAAUGUCUUUCUCGUCCAACUCGUUGGCUGGCCCAUGUACCUCACCACCAACGCCAGUGGUCAAACUCAUUACCCAGCUGGGACCAAUCACUUCACCCCCAAAGCUGUCAUAUUCCGAGCUUCACAAUACUGGCAAGUCAUCUGGUCUGACAUCGGCAUCUGUCUCGCCUUGACCGUAUUGGGAUACUGGAUUUACAAAAGGGGUUUCGCAGAGUUUGCAUCUAUUUAUCUCGUUCCUUACUUGUUUGUCAACCACUGGCUCGUCUUAAUCACGUUUCUUCAACAUACCGAUCCUCUCAUACCCCAUUACUCUGCUGAGAAAUGGACUUUCGCCCGUGGUGCGUUGGCAACCAUCGACCGCAAUUUCCUUGGCCCUGUCGGCAAAUACAUCCUCCAUGGUAUUUGUGAGACUCAUGUAGCGCACCACAUUGCAUCAAAGAUUCCUCAUUACAACGCAUGGGAAGCCACUGCUGCAUUGAAGACUUAUCUCGGACCUCAUUACUACGAAUCUGAAGAAAACAUCUUGGCGGCUUUUUGGAGGUGUCACAGGGAAUGUCUCUUUGUGGAAGACGGACAAGACGUCAUGUUUUUCAAGAAUGCCUCUGGGUUGGCGCAACGUGUCCCAGUGGAAGAAGGUGGGAAUAUCUCGGAUUCGGGUGUGGACAUGGGGGAGAAGUGAGAGGUGUUGGUCGGUCGUUGCUAGUCCAUUCCCAAUCUGGUAAGUUUAUGAAGGAGAAAUGGGUGAUGGAGGUCAAGUUGCAUGUUGGUAGGUGUUUGAAGAAGGAUGGAAUUACGUUUUUACGUUUGAUAUGAAAGAUACACAUGAAGAUGAUUUUACCUUGUC
Tremella mesenterica DSM 1558 is the source of this 1756-nucleotide messenger RNA. RefSeq lists its product as uncharacterized. The transcript has 12 exons. Lineage: Eukaryota; Fungi; Basidiomycota; Tremellomycetes; Tremellales; Tremellaceae. Bases 257 to 1591 code for a protein of 444 amino acids. Gene Ontology annotation, biological process: lipid metabolic process. Gene Ontology annotation, molecular function: oxidoreductase activity. The record is from RefSeq and is a predicted model, not a curated record.